Elaeis guineensis (African oil palm) is the source of this 1823-nucleotide messenger RNA. RefSeq names its product high affinity nitrate transporter 2.4. Gene Ontology annotation, molecular function: nitrate transmembrane transporter activity. The record is from RefSeq and is a predicted model, not a curated record. NCBI's taxonomy places the organism in Eukaryota, Viridiplantae, Streptophyta, Magnoliopsida, Arecales, Arecaceae. Gene Ontology annotation, biological process: transmembrane transport.
AUGGCGGAGGGUAUCGGCGCACCAGGGAGCUCGAUGCACGGCGUAACGGGCCGAGAGCCCACUCUUGCCUUCUCGGUGACCUCGCCGUCGGUCCCGACCGACACCGGCGCCAAGUUCGACCUCCCGGUCGACUCGGAGCACAAGGCGAAGGCCUUCAAGCUCUUGUCCUUCGCCAAGCCCCACAUGCGCACCUUCCACCUCUCCUGGAUCUCCUUCUUCACCUGCUUCAUCUCCACCUUCGCCGCCGCGCCGCUCGUCCCCAUCAUCCGCGACAACCUCAACCUCACCAAGGGAGACAUCGGCAACGCCGGCGUCGCCUCGGUGUCCGGCUCCAUCUUCUCCCGUCUCGUCAUGGGCGCCGUCUGCGACCUUCUCGGCCCCCGCUACGGCUGCGCCUUCCUCAUCAUGCUCUCCGCCCCCACCGUCUUCUGCAUGUCGUUGGUGUCGAGCGCCGGCGGCUACAUCAUCAUCCGAUUCCUCAUCGGCUUCUCUCUCGCCACCUUCGUGUCGUGCCAGUACUGGAUGAGCACCAUGUUCAACAGCAAGAUCAUCGGGCUCGCCAACGGCACCGCCGCCGGCUGGGGCAACAUGGGCGGCGGCGCCACCCAGCUCCUCAUGCCCCUCGUCUACGACGUCAUCCGCAAGGCCGGCGCCACCCCCUUCACCGCCUGGCGCAUCGCCUUCUUCAUCCCCGGCCUCAUGCACGUCGUCAUGGGCAUCCUCGUCCUCACCCUCGGCCAGGACCUCCCCGACGGCAACCUCGGCGCCCUUCAGAAGAAGGGAGACGUCAAUAAGGAUAAAUUCUCCCAGGUGCUACGGUAUGCCAUCACCAACUACCGGACAUGGAUCUUUGUCCUCCUCUACGGCUACUCCAUGGGGGUGGAGCUUACCACCGACAAUGUUAUAGCGGAGUACUUCUUCGAUCGCUUCGACCUCAACCUCCGCACCGCCGGCAUCAUCGCGGCAUGCUUCGGCAUGGCCAACUUCGCCGCCCGCCCCUUCGGCGGAUACAUGUCUGACCUCGGCGCGCGGCGCUUCGGCAUGCGAGCCCGUCUCUGGAACCUGUGGAUCCUCCAGACCCUCGGCGGCGCCUUCUGCCUCUGGCUCGGCCUCGCCCAAUCCCUCCCCAUCUCCGUCUUCGCCAUGAUCUUGUUCUCCAUCUGCGCGCAGGCCGCCUGCGGCGCCACCUUCGGCAUCAUCCCCUUCAUCUCCCGCCGCUCGCUCGGCAUCAUCUCCGGCCUGACCGGCGCCGGAGGGAAUUUCGGUUCGGGACUCACGCAGCUCCUCUUCUUUACCAGCAGCCGGUACUCGACCUCGACCGGGCUCGUGCUCAUGGGGGUGAUGAUCAUGGCGUGCACGCUGCCGGUGACGUUGGUGCACUUCCCGCAGUGGGGGAGCAUGUUCCUGCCGCCAUCGACCGACGCCAUGAAGUCGACCGAGGAGUACUAUUAUGCGUCGGAGUGGAACGAGGAGGAGAAGCAGAAGGGGAUGCACCAGGCCAGCCUCAGGUUCGCCGAGAACAGCCGGUCGGAGCGCGGCAGGCGUGUGGCGUCGGCGCCUACACCGGAUGUGUCGCCGGGGCAUAUGGUAUAGAGAGCACGUCCUUAAUUUGCCCCUGGGGAAGAGCUGGCGAGCUCGGAGAGAGGAGGAAUAAUUCUCCAAGUUUAAAUUUGUUCUACGCUGGCGUGCUAGUGACGUGUCUCUUGCAUUUUUCUCUUUGUUAUAUAUGCCUACAUUAGAAUGCUGCUGCUGCAUUCUGUGUAGAAUAUGAUAUGUCUUACUCGCCCCAUGUAAUGGCACCCAGUAUGUUUGAUUCGAAGCAA